Molecule: messenger RNA, 1709 nt
Organism: Cheilinus undulatus (humphead wrasse)
Lineage: Eukaryota; Metazoa; Chordata; Actinopteri; Labriformes; Labridae
Gene: cwc25
Product: CWC25 spliceosome associated protein homolog
Exons: 9
Coding region: 142-1344 (400 amino acids)
Biological process (GO): mRNA splicing, via spliceosome
Cellular component (GO): U2-type spliceosomal complex
Source: RefSeq, a predicted model, not a curated record
UACAAGAAACAGCAAACACAAGCCACAGCGGCUCCAUUUUCUAGCUAACGGUGGCUUCUGGUUAUUCCACUUUUUAGUUUAUCUUUGGACAAAAUUUGUCUGUUCCAUCUCUUAUUGGACUGAAACAACGAUUUGGUCAAGAUGGGGGGAGGCGACCUGAAUUUGAAAAAGAGCUGGCAUCCCCAGACUAUGAAAAACAUUGAGCGUGUUUGGAAAGCAGAACAGAAAUAUGAGGCUGAACGCAAGAAGAUCGAGGAGCUCCAGAAGGAACUCAAAGAGGAAAGAGCCCGAGAAGAAAUGACAAGAUAUGCAGAGGACACUGGUGCCAUCAAAAAGAAAGACGAUCGACUGGACUGGAUGUACCAGGGCCCUGCUGGCCAGGUGUCCCGAGAUGAGUACCUGCUGGGACGUCCCAUCGACAAACAGAUCACUGAUCAGUACGAGGAGCCUGAGAGCGGUCCAUCUGCAGAGACUGGCCUCCUGCCUGGGUCCAUCUUUAACCCUGCCACACCUGCCUCCAGCCUUGACCUGGCUGCCAAAAUUAGGGAAGACCCCCUUUUUGAAAUCAGGAAACGUGAGGAAGAGAAGAAAAGAGAAGUCCUUACUAACCCCGUAAAGAUGAAGAAAAUUAAAGAAAUGCUGCGGCAAAAUCUUGACAAGAAAGAAAAGAAAAAGAAGAGGAAGAAGGACAAGAAGGAAAAGAAAGGAGACAAAGAGAGGAGAAAAGAGAAGAAACAUAAGAGGAGGGAUUCAAGUUCAAGCUCAGAGGAAGAAGAAGAGAAAAAACACAGGUCACAUUCAAGAGAUGAAUCUUCUUCAGACUCUAAAUCACGUUCCCAUCAUCUCCCAGGUUAUGGCCUUCAGCUUCCUGCAGGCAGACACCACCACUCCUUAGCUUCUUCUAAUCACUCAGGACGCCGUGAGAGGAGCCGUUCCCGAUCGCCUCAUCGGAACAACAAUCACUCCCACUCUUCAUACUCACAGAGAGGAGACAGGAAGGUUGAACCCAGAGCAUCCAGCCCACAGAGGCAGCGUUAUGAAAGACAGAGACAUCAUGUGUCCAAGAAACUUUCUGCAGAUGAGCUGGAACGCAGGAGACGGGAGAUGAUGGACCAGGCCAAACAGAGGGAGGAGGACAGAGAGAAUAAUGUGAAGAGAUACAAGAGACAAGAUGAGCAGGAAAAACAGCGGGAACAAAAUGUCAAGCGUGACCACCAUGCUGGUUUCAUUCAUAACAUGAAGCUGGAGAGCGCUGCCAGCUCUUCAUUGGAGGACAGAGUGAAGAGGAACAUCCACUCCAUUCAGAGGACAGCAGCCUCUCUGGACAACUUUAUGAAGAGAUGAGGACACAGAACAUUUAUUGUAUAGAAGAUUUUAAAUGAACUGACUGUAAAGGAUACCAGACUGUGUUUAUAUGCAUUGAGUAUGUUCUGUAGUUUAUGGUAGUGGUGGCCAUUUACAUGGCCACAAAUAUACCUGAGGGUUUUUAUUUUAAAAAGCAGUGUUGACUACUUUUCUCUUGUGUUCAUCCGGUUAAAACAAUGUACAGUAUAACCUUUUUAAGAAGCAUAAUAGGACAUGUUUUUAUCUGAAGCAUUUUGUAAGAUACUGUAUAUUUGUUACUUUGUAUAAAACCUUGAAAAUCUACUGGGAUUUAAUAGUCCAGAACUACAUUAUUUGUUCUUGUUUCAAAAUACAUCCUCACUUGA